AAUAUGGCCGCCCGAGGAGCUCUAUGGUGGAUGACGUGCCCGGUACAAAUAUGGCCGCCCGACUGUUCAGUUAUGCUAAGAGGUGAAAGGUGAAAGGUGAUAACGGCGGGGGCCUCGUUCUAGGAAGAUGGCAGAGAGCGAGCGGCAGAAAGGCUCUCCUGAGGAGGCAGCGCCUCCCCUCUGCCAGAGCUUCAUGAUCCCCAAAAAGGAAAUACACAUGGUACCCGACAUGGCCAAGUGGAAACGCUCUCAGGCAUAUGCAGACUACAUAGGCUUCAUCCUCACCCUGAACGAAGGUGUCAAGGGCAAGAAGCUAACCUGUGAAUACAAAGUAUCUGAGCCAAUUGAAAAACUGGUGGAGCUCCUGGAUACCCUUGACAGGUGGAUUGAUGAGACCCCACCAGUGAACCAGCCCUCUCGCUUUGGGAAUAAGGCCUUCAGGACUUGGUAUGCCAAACUAGACCAGGAAGCAGAAAACUUGGUUAAAACAGUGAUCCCCGAGCAUCUGGCUGAAGCUGCACCAGAGGUAGCCGUGUACCUGAAGGAAUCCGUGGGGAACUCCACCCGCAUCGACUAUGGGACAGGUCACGAAGCGGCAUUCGCUGCCUUCCUCUGUUGCCUGUGCAAAAUUGGUGUUCUUAGGGUGGAUGACCAGCUGGCCAUUGUCUUCAAAGUGUUUAAUAGGUACCUGGAGGUGAUGCGGAAACUCCAGAAAACUUACAGGAUGGAACCAGCUGGUAGCCAGGGAGUGUGGGGCCUGGACGACUUCCAAUUUCUGCCCUUCAUAUGGGGCAGUUCCCAACUGAUAGAACACCCAAACCUGGAACCUCGGCACUUUGUUGAUGAGAAGGUAGUGAAUGAAAAUCAUAAGGACUACAUGUUCCUGGAGUGCAUCCUGUUCAUUACAGAGAUGAAGACUGGCCCUUUUGCUGAGCACUCCAACCAGCUGUGGAACAUCAGCGCAGUACCUUCCUGGUCCAAAGUGAACCAGGGUCUCAUCCGCAUGUACAAGGCAGAGUGCCUGGAGAAGUUUCCUGUGAUACAGCACUUUAAGUUUGGCAGCCUGCUUCCUAUCCAGCCUAUCGCAUCUUAAAGAGGCUAUGGGAGGAGUUGAUGCAAUGGAGACGACAGUGCGACACUCUUCCUCCUCCUUCCUUCCUUCCUUCCUCCUCCUCACCUCUCCAGCCCCACAGCCCAUUCAUCCCUUUGUAUUUACAACUAGAGAAAGUUACAAAGCACUUAGUGACCUUGUAGGGAAGAAGUGACCAAGAGCAGCUGCUCAUGCAAGUGCUCCCCACACAGACUAGAAAGUGACAGAACCAGCGCUGUGCUUCUAGCCUCCAGUGCGUUCAGUCUUACACUGUGCGUGGCUCGACGGGCUGCCACCUACUGAGCUGGGCGUGAGAGUGGCUUGAAAGGGGUUUUGGUCAGGGAUACUUCUAGUAUGGCUUUACAAGAAGACCUCUGCUUUGAUCCCCUGGAGGAAGGGGGUUGGGAAGGGGCGGAAGGUAUGUAGUGGGGGUGGGGCAGUUACAGUUUCACUCUGAGUUUCACUGAAAUCUUUUGCUGUCUUGUUUGAGGAACCCAAGGUGUGUAGACCAGGCCUUCAAUUCCAUUUAAAAAAAGAGCCAGUUCUCGCUAUUGUGGAUGUGAAGAAAACCUGAAAAAGAGGUCCUGGGGUGUGAACGUGCCUGGGUGGCAGGAGGCCCCAGUGUCUAUACUGCUGCUUUUUGCUUGCAAGGGGCUGUUUUUAAAGGGGUAGAGGAAGUGUUAGGAAAUCCCUGUGGGUCACAUGAAGUCAGGGUGCCAUCUCUCUCCUAGCCCAGGUAAGAAAAUGCUUCUUUUUCCUCUUCCAACCCUAUCCCUGGCUGACUUCCUUUCACACCAUCUUGUCUUCUCCAGCCCCACCCCUGCAAGCCUAGGUCCUAGAAUGCUGAGCUGGCUUUGGAGCUGGAGAUGGGCUCCAGGGAAGUCUUUGGACACUAGCCGGUUGCAUUUAUGUGGGAAUGGCUCUGCAAAGCCACUGUUCUAGCAGGCUGGGAUGGCCCCGUUCUCUACACACACCUUUUCCUGUGCAGUGCUUAGCAGCCACUAGAAUGGGGGCAGCCUUAAUGUCCUCACUGUAAUUUAUCAUGGCUGCUUUUGCUUGAUUAUAAGUUGUGGUGAUAGCCCUAUAAUAAAGGGAUUUUUCCCAUUAAGUAGCACAUCCCUACACACUGUAGACUUUACUGUAGGGAAUGUAGCAUAGGGCAGGCAUAUUGGCUUUAAAUCUAUUAUUUAACUGCUUGACACACAUUUUGUUUCCAUGUCCUGGGGCAGCCUUUUGCAUUCUUAAAAAAAAGUCUUUCACCUCUCUCAUUCCCUGCAAGAGCUGCCACCCUACUGGGGCAAACUGUACAAUUACUUUUACCAAAACCCCAUUAAAGUACCAGACAUGCCAAGAUGUACAGGUUGUUUAGAAGGCUUACUCAGCAUGCUUAAUUCAUACAGUGGUUCUAGACUCUCAUUUCCAGUGGUUUAGACUUAGGGGCAUCUCUGAUUAAAUGAGGGGCUUAGACAUGCCUUUGGUAAUUAGCAGUGCUAGAAAAGGAAUGGCAGAAAACGGAUGGGAUGGAUUUGAGGUGAAAUCUUACAUGUUCCCAUGGUUUCUGACAAAGAUUCUUUUUAAGUUCUUAGCUUGAGAGGGCACAUUUACUCCCGCGGUAUUAAUAAACAUUGGUUUGGAGUGUGGCAGGGGUUAGCACCAACUGUGCCCUUGCUAGCCCUGCUACACACUUUUUUGCUUGGCUUUCUUAGCGAAUGCAAUACCAAUUUUUCUCCCGCUGCUGUCAUCUGUGGCCAGCCUAACCUUUUCCAUCUGAGCCCCUUGAUUGCUAUUAAAUUAUUGGAAAAAGUUUAUUUUGCUCAAGGAAUUGGGUUUUUCACAAUUUUCUCUUUGGCUGCAUCCCCUGGAAUGAGCCUCUUCCUUCUCCAAAGCUUGUGCCCUGCUGCUGGGGAAAGAAGGGAUGAGAAAUGCAUUUAAAUUAAGAUGCAGUAUCUGUUUCUUGGGCUAAAAAGGCAAACCCUUGCCAAGCUGCAGCUGUCCCCUCUAUCCUAUUGCUUUGGGCCUGAGCUAGUGCAGUGUGGGACAAUUACAGAUGAACUGAAUCUGCUGUGGGGUGUUUUUUUUUUUAUGUAGUGGCUUUGUCAACUUACAUUUUAAAUAAAAUAUGAAAAAAAGACCCCAAAUCCAUCCCCGUUUUACUACCAAAUCAUUAACAGGAUGUCUAUGUAGAGUUAAAUUACAAAUAAAUCCACUGGGAAAGUGAAUUAGGAAGACGUUAACCUGCCAGGACCCCUGAGCAUUCUAUGUUCUGGUGCUGUAGUUAAAAGGAUGCAGUUCAAGGACCAGAGCACAGUGUUCUAGACCGAGGAGACCUGGUUCUCAUCUUGCCCUUACUGCCUCGUCGCAUGACCUUUGGCAAGUCCUACCAUGCAGUAAAACAGGUCUAAUAAUAGCUUCCUGGCAGACUGGGCAUGACUUAGCCUGAGAUUCGCAAAGUUGUCUAGGAGAUUUGGACACCACAUUCCCUUUAAUUUUAAUGGGAGUUAGGCUUCCCAUUCAAACUAAAUGGAAGUCGAGACCUCAAUGUUUGCAAAGCUCUCUCCGAGCCUUGGUGAAAGAUGCAAUAAGAAUGCAAAAUAGAGCACCAAAAGGGCACAUUCCUUUCAUUGCAUUAGGUUUUAGUGAUGCCACCAACCUUUACUGGGGCCAGCAUAUAACUCUGGACGGGGGACAUAAGGAGGAGCUAAUAUAGAGUUACUUAUUUAUGGACCAUCUAAGUCUGCACCCUCAUUCUGUUAAGGAUUUGGAAUCUUAAGCAGCUAGUGUUUGUGUGAAUCCUAUUGGUCCACCUUUAACUUGCCCUCAAUAAUCUGGCACUAGGCUGCUUCCAUUCUUUGGUCAUUACUGUGAGUCCCAUCAGAUCUCAACCAACGGCCUGUUUGGGUUUUGUUCCUUUCCCUGAGUGGUUCCACGUGCAUGCAUCACAUGACCUGAAACACCACCUGGCUUCCCCCGGUCUGCAAAAACAAUACCUGAACAUCCCACCUCCCCAUGUUCUCCGAUAUUGUGGUUUUAAUUAAAAAUCUGUGUGUUUUGCACCUGGUGAUUGUGUUCAACUGUGUUGGAAUGGGGUUAGCCAUUUGGUGGCUCUGCUUCCAAAGCUAAUGGCUGCAGCUCUGACUCUUCUUGUGUGCUUUCAUUGAUCUCUCGCACCAAAAAUGAAUAGCCCUUGUGCUUAAGGAUACACUUGCCUCAUCCAGUUCACUAAUCAGUCCUCCUCUAUUUGCAUCAUUAUUGGAUCUUUGUGUAAAUUUACUGCAGAACAUAUGCAACCAGAAAGGCAUGGAGGCCCAUUCCCCUGCAGGCAAAUACCUCAUGGGGAUUUCAAAACUCUCAUGGGCUGAGACAUUUCAAUGGUCAGGUUUAUUCUGAAGCAGGGUAAGAGCUGAAAUGAAGACAUCUCCCCUGUGAGGCUGGCCUGCUGUGGGGUUGUAAAGCAUGGCUUUAUGGGAUAGUUCAGGAGAACAGUUUUGUCUAGGUCUAACCUGAAACCCGUGGCUGGAUCUUCUCAACAAGAUAAACUGAAACUUGCAGAAGUUCUAAAUAAAUUCUAGUGUUCCUGUCAAUAGGUUAUAUCCUUCCCUUCUGUAUGGCCUGCCUGGCCUGGGUUUUCAUGCUGCUCAGGGUGAUAGUGUAUCAUGGGGAAAGGACGGGGCAACUGAGCAUCAGCUGUCACGCAUAUCUCUGUUUUCUUUAAAGGUACUUGUAUUCGCCUUAAAUAUCUCCCUGGGAGAAUCAGCUGCGUUAUUGAAAAGUACAGGUACUCUGGGCUUUGACCAUCUUUCCCUCACACCACAGCCAAAAUUCUUC
Messenger RNA from Dermochelys coriacea (leatherback sea turtle), 4915 nucleotides. It is a transcript of the gene PTPA, whose product is annotated as protein phosphatase 2 phosphatase activator. Gene Ontology annotation, molecular function: peptidyl-prolyl cis-trans isomerase activity; protein tyrosine phosphatase activator activity. Bases 128 to 1093 code for a protein of 321 amino acids. Gene Ontology annotation, biological process: mitotic spindle organization. The transcript is spliced from 10 exons. Lineage: Eukaryota; Metazoa; Chordata; Testudines; Dermochelyidae. Gene Ontology annotation, cellular component: protein phosphatase type 2A complex; cytoplasm; nucleus. The record is from RefSeq and is a predicted model, not a curated record.